AGAGAGAGAGAGAGAGAAUGGAUUUCUCCUUGCUUCUUCAUUCAGUCGCAUGUGUAUGUGUUUGAGCUGCUGGAUGGAUCCUGCAGUAUAGCUGAUAUUUUAUUAUUGUUUUCUUUCUUUCUUUCUUUCUUUCUUUUUGGCACAGAUUUGGAUUACAAGCGCAUAUGGAGGGGAAGAGAUGAUAGAGAUGCACGUGCGUUUUUGAAUAGCUGGUGCACCAUAAAUCCGCGCUAUGGAAGAAGUCCGAAAAACUAAAGCACGGCACUCCGCGGUGCGUAUUGCUCAGUAAGGAUGUAGAGAAAUUAAAUAUACAUUAAAAGAAAAGAAAAAGAAGAAAAGAAAUACAUUCUGCACGUGGAUGAAGUUGCAUGUUGCGUACAAGUGAAAGCAAGAUAAAGAAGAAGAGGAGGAAGAAGUGACGAACUGGAGGAUUGGAUACACUUCGUGCACAGACGCAUGGAGAGAUCGAUGGAUGCAUGGAUGGAUGGAUGGAUGGAUACGUGCGAUUUUUUUUUUUUCUCAGUUGUUGUAAGGAUGGAGGCUUUUUCUUAAAAUCCUAUUGUAUUUGCAAAACCUUCUUCGACGUGCUUUUGUAAUUGUGUUCCAAAGCGCUAAAGGUGGAGCAAUGCAGGAAAGGCGAAUGCGUGCAUGCAGCAUGAAAGAGAGACCUCUCUAACAAAGUGGUGAAUGUGUUUAAACUAUACACUGCUCUUUGGACAUUUUUGUUAUUAUUUUCUCUUUCUGGCUGGAUUGCUUUCUGUACUUCUGAAAUAAAUAGAUGCGCGAUUACCCAAGGGCUGGUGUGCGCGAGACUCCACGCCACCGAUUUUGGAAAUAUCCUUCGUUUCUUUUCUAAUUAUUCCUAUCUAAAUGGAAGUAUUGGAGAUCGAAGGCAGUGGUGAAAGGAGCAGACAUGGUUCAUGGGCGCAGUUUCCUUCACGUUGUUGCAGGUCUCCUCAUGGUUGGCUUGUCUGUUGCGACAAAAAAAGAAGCAGUGAAAAACAACUCAGGUGUUCAACCAGCUGGACAGUGUGGAACGUGGGUGAAAAAACCAGAGGGAGGACUUUUCACAUCUCCCAAUUACCCGAACAAAUACCCCCCAGAGCGCGAGUGCAUUUACGUCAUUGAAGCUCCCCCGAGACAGUGUAUUGAUCUCUUCUUUGACGAGAAGUACUCGAUAGAGCCUUCGUGGGAAUGUAAAUUUGACCACAUCGAAGUGCGUGACGGACCUUUUGGCUUUUCUCCUAUAAUCGGACGCUACUGUGGCCAGCAGAGCCCGCAGUACAUCAGAUCGAGCGGCCGAUACCUCUGGAUAAAAUUCGUAGCAGAUGGUGAACUAGAAGCCAUCGGAUUUUCGGCGAACUACAACUUCACCACAGAUCCUGACUUUCAAGACAUGGGCAUCCCCAAGCCUCUUCCCGCAUGUGAGUUUGAGAUGACUGGACCCGAAGGCAUCAUUGAAUCACAACAGAUCAUCAGGGACGGUAAAGCUUCACAGACGGAGGCCGUGGACUGCAAGUGGUUUAUCCGAGCUUCUCCUCGCUCUAAGAUCUACCUGCGGUUCCUGGACUAUGAGAUGCAGAACUCAAACGAGUGCAAGCGAAAUUUUGUGGCUGUGUACGAUGGCAGCGGCUCCGUUGAGGAUCUGAAGUGUAAAUUCUGCAGCACGGUGGCUAGUGACGUGACAUUGAGAACUGCACUGGGUGUUGUGCGGAUGUGGGCCGACGAGCACAGCCGCCGCAGUCGUUUCCGGAUUCUCUACACCACUUUUAAAGAACCUCCCUGCGAGGCCGACAUGUUCUUCUGCCACAGUAACAUGUGCAUCAACAACUCACUUGUGUGUAAUGGGAUCCAGAACUGUGUGUAUCCUUGGGACGAAAAUCACUGCAAAGAGAAAAGGAAAGCAAACAUCCUGGACAACCUGAACAACACAAACGGCAGCAUCAUUGGUGUGACGUGCUGCAUCGUCCUCGUCCUCCUCGUCGUCUCAGUCACGGUGCAGAUCAAGCAGCCGAGGAAGAAGUACGUGGUGCAGCGUGACGACUUUCAGGAAGUGUUCCAGGAAAUGCCUCGGCGCUACGACCUGGGUGACAUUGCCGAACUUACAGACGAUGUGGAGACGACCUUCCAGAAGAACUGCGUUCAUGAGCACCACUGUGGCCGCGCCAAAACGGCGGCCGUGAUGGAUCCGCAUCAUCACCACCACCAUUAUCAUCAUCAUCAUCAUCACGAUAACCGGCGCAGCAUCGUGGUCAUGAAGCACAGCUACUCGCAAGAAGAAGCGGAGAUAGAGGAUGAGCUUGACGAGGAAGUGCCAACCACCAGCCACCGACUGGCCAGACACGACAAAGCUGUGCAGCGGUUCUGCCUCAUUGGGUCUCUAAGCAAACACGAAUCAGAGUACAACACGACUAGGGUGUAGGAGACGAUCAGGAGACAGAUAUAUCACAUCCCUGCAUCUUCCCAGGUGUGACAACUUGAAAGAGGAAUCUUGUAACACCCUACUACAACGCUGUUCCCUUCAGCGAGAAACUUGACAGCGGUCACACCUGCGAUUUCUCUGGCGGAUUAAAACAUUUCUUGGAUUGCUUGUGCAGUGGAUUUUGUUGCUAUGCUGACCGAACACUAAGGACAGAAUUUCUACAACCAUAAAAACGAUAAACUGAAAUGUGGGUGUAUUGCUGGGGUUUUGGUUAGGAUUUGUCAUUCUAUUCUCAAUUGUUUCCUUGUGGAAUAUAAAUCUGAUGCGUUGUUUUCUCUCUCUCUCUCUCUCUCUCUUUCAACUUUCAACUGACCUUUAAGAAACUCUUGUAAUGCUAAAACGACUUUUGAAUAGAGACCAUGCUAAACAUUGAAGCAAAAUUUGACCUUUUCACCAAAUUAAAGAAUUUCCUGUGAUAGGUUAUCGAGUCUUAUUACAGCUGCCCAGUGUCCAUCUACCAUUAAAUACCUCUUUAUGAACAAAAGCCGAAGGAAGAUUGUGAAGCCCCUAAAAUAUUAACAAUCUAUAAAAAAAAAAAUUAGAUUAGCAAGUCUUGUCUAUGCAUAUGUCUAUAGAUUUAAAAAAGGCUAUCUGAUGACCUUUAUUUCUACCAAUAAAACAGAGGCCACAAAGCACACAUUGGAUUGUUUUCUUCAUUAAACAUCACUGGGAAAUCUGUUCAUUUGCUAAAGGGUCUCGACUUGUUUAAACAUUAGAUCUUG
Messenger RNA from Hemibagrus wyckioides, 3204 nucleotides. RefSeq names its product neuropilin (NRP) and tolloid (TLL)-like 1, like (gene neto1l). Lineage: Eukaryota; Metazoa; Chordata; Actinopteri; Siluriformes; Bagridae. The record is from RefSeq and is a predicted model, not a curated record. Gene Ontology annotation, molecular function: protein binding. The transcript is spliced from 11 exons. The coding region runs from base 914 to 2422 and encodes 502 amino acids.